Molecule: messenger RNA, 339 nt
Organism: Exophiala spinifera
Lineage: Eukaryota; Fungi; Ascomycota; Eurotiomycetes; Chaetothyriales; Herpotrichiellaceae
Exons: 2
Coding region: 1-339 (112 amino acids)
Biological process (GO): attachment of spindle microtubules to kinetochore
Cellular component (GO): DASH complex; mitotic spindle
Source: RefSeq, a predicted model, not a curated record
AUGGAUGACAACGCCGCGUACAACGAGUCCAAGAACUCCAUCCUCAAUUUCACCGGACAAGAAUCGGACGAUGUAUCCCCGUUGGAACAAGAAGUCCUGGAUGAGUAUGAGCGAUUGUCAAGGAACAUGAAAGAGCUAUCGUCGACUCUGGCAACUCUGUCAAGCGGGCCGAUGACCCUGGAGAUCGCAGAAGGACUUCGGCUGCUCGAGCGCAAGGUCGCCAGCGUCUACACCCUGAUGAAGGCGAGCGUGUACAGCAUCGUGUUGCAGCAAGGGCAGCUGGACUCGAUGGACGAGGGAGGGUCCGACGGCGAGAAUGAUCGGGUUCAUCAGUCUUGA